GGAGGACAGCGAGGAGCGCAAGGGCCGCGGCAUCCACGUGCUGGUGCUGCACCAGGCCAGCGGCGCCGUCAUGGCCCAGCGGGUGUUCGACACGUACUCGCCGCACGAGGACGAGGCCAUGACGCUGUUCCUCAACAUGGUGUCCCCCGGGAGGAUCCUCGUCCUGGCCAUCAAGGAUGAGGGAACGUUCCAGAUGAAGAACGGCGGGCGGGACGCGCUGCGACGCCUGGGCAGCACGCACGCCCACGAGCUCGGGUGGCGAGACAUGUGGGCGAUGGUGGCCGUGAAGGGCGGCCGGGUGUACGGGGAGCAGCUCGCCCACAGCCCCGACUUCAACACGUGGGGAUCGGCCGUCAUGCUGAGGGCGGAGGUGCCCCUCGUGCCCUUCGAAGAGAGCGACUGCGGGUGGCCGGACACGGAGGAGCACCGCCGCCGGAGGGAGUUCUGCAGCCACAUCGAGGGCUACGGCUCCGUGUGCUCGUGCAGCGACCCCGCGCCCCUCGCCUUCACCACCGAGCCCCUCCUCAACAACCAGGUGCACGAUGUCCCCGUCGCGAUCAUCGCCAGCAACCGUCCACACUAUCUGUACAGAUCCCUCCGCUCGUUGUUAGCGGCCCCUGGAGUGAACCCCGACAUGAUAACCGUUUUUAUCGACGGCUAUUACGAAGAACCUCUCGCCGUGACCAAGCUUUUCGGCCUGAGGGGAAUCCAGCACACGCCGCUCGGGGUAAGGAACGCACGCAUCACCCAGCACUACAAGGCCUCCCUCACCGCCACCUUCAACAUCUUCCCGGCGGCUCGCUAUGCCAUCAUCCUUGAAGAAGACCUCGACGUUUCUCCGGACUUCUUCAGUUACUUCAGUCAAACCCUAAGACUUUUAGAAGAGGACCCCACAGUGUACUGCGUCAGCGCCUGGAAUGACCAAGGCUACGAACACACCAGCAGUGACCCGGCGCUCCUGUACCGGGUGGAGACCAUGCCCGGCCUCGGCUGGAUUCUCAAGAGGUCGCUCUACAAGGACGAGCUGGAGUCGAAGUGGCCGACGCCGGAGAAGAUGUGGGACUGGGACAUGUGGAUGCGACUGGGCGAGGUCCGACGAGGCCGCGAGUGCAUCGUGCCGGACGUGUCUCGGACCUACCACUUCGGUUCCUCGGGCCUCAACAUGAACUCGUACUUCCAAGACACUUAUUUCAAGAAACACUCGUUCAACACUCUGCCCUACGUCGAAUUGCGGGAUCUCGACACCUUGAAGAAGGAUGCUUACGAAGAAUUGAUCACAGGGAUGUUGCGUAGGGGAACAGUCCUAGAUCAUUCCCGAAGUCCUUGCGAGGAUACCUUCAUUCCAGACACCACAGGCCACACCUACCUGCUGUUCAUCCACAUGGAGCACCACAAAGAUUAUUCCACUUGGUUGCAGGUCGCCAAGUGUCUUCGAAUUUGGGACCUUGACAGCAGGGGAUAUCACCAUGGCAUGUGGAGGCUUAAUAUGAAAUCCAAUCCCCUGUUGAUUAUUGGCGUGCCUUUCUCCCAGUAUUCAAAAUUCAAGCCCCCUGAUUUGAAACCUCUGCGCAUGGAAGCAAAGGACAAGGGAAAGGAUCAGGGGAAGCCAAAGGAGAAAAACGUCAGCCAAAGAUAACAAUUUGCCUUGGUGGUUCUGGAACCAAAAUAUGCUGUGAUGUACGAUUUGGUCGUGAUGUGGCGUGAGAGAGAGAGGGACUCUAGUGAUUCUGUGAAUCUGAGGAACAUGAAGAGGAAUGGAUAAGCAAACCUAGCAUGGACAGAUGUACUUUGAUGAAGGAUGCUAAGCUCCGCCAAAUGUGAUGACUAGACUAAUCAUCGACACUGUGUGAGAUAUUUGUAGAUACAUUUAUGCCAUAUGUGAAAUGGCGUCGAACUGCAAGUGACAUUGAACUUCUGUGUAAUGAAGCAGCUGGCUGUGCACACAUUAAUGCUCUAGACAUAGUUAUUAGUGACUGCCUUAUUAAUGCCCCAAUAAGACAUCAUCACCCAAUAUAUACAGAGCCUCAGACUUGGAAAAAGUGUGAAACUUCAGCCACUUUUUUGAAAGUUGGUUGUGGACCCUUUUUCUGUUCUUUAAUAGCAGUGACUUAACAGUUCAUUUUUCAUAUAUUCAGAAAUAUUUUGAAAAUGGCAUUUAGCUUAUAAAAGUUUCCUUUUUUAUUUCGACAAGUAUUAGAGGUAUCAUAAAAAUCCAUUACCAUGUGGAGCCUUAAAAUCUGUAUUUUGUUUCAUAAAAUUCAAGUCUUAUGAUACCUUAUUUCAAGUUGUUAAGGUCUUCCAGAAGUUGGAAUAUGUGUUAAAUAUUUCAUGUAAAUCUACACAUUGCAGUGAAUCAGGUUUAAGAACGUGUUUGUUGUGCAAACCAAAGUUGUAUAUGAUGUUCUAUACCUUGUUAAAGUGCAUCUUAUGUAAUCUCCAUAUCCACUGUUAAAAAGAAUACAUUAUAAAAAAGACUUACAAAAAAUAUGUAUGUAGGAGAGACUAAUGAAUGUUUCUAUAUUCUUAUCUGUCUUUGACCUGCUUUGAAGCUGGAGAACAUACCUGUAUGUACUGUGUAAAGCAGUAUCUAGCUCAUUCCUUCAUGUAGAGGGAGGACCAAAUGUUGAAUGUCUGUGUAGAAAUUUUUCUUUCAAGAUAUAGUGAAUGAGCUUAGUAAAUAGCUGUGUAUAGUGCUGCAACUUCUGUAUAAAAAAAAAAAAUACGACCACAACAUAGUAUUAAUAUAUAGAUUGGUUUAUGUAUUUUCUUGUAUAUUUCCUCCUCUUAGAGGAAUAGAUGUAGAUAACUAGUGAAUUAUUUUCUUUAUUUUCCAAUAUGAUUGUGAAUAGGUGCAUCUCAGCAUAUACAAUUAGUUGCUUUGGAUGUAAAAUCACAUGUAUUAAUUCUGUAGUGUUUGAGUGUUGUGGUUGCAUGGUGCUGUUGUAGGUGAGGGACUGAGGGUGCUGAACCAGUUUGAAAGUGAUGGGAGUGUGGGUGUGAUGGUCUUUGAUUUGCUUUUGUGUCUGGACUUUGGUAUGAGUUCACGUUGGUUUAGUUCUGGCACGUGAGGUAGAUCUUUUUGUCAAACUGUCCUGGUAACCAAACUGGAUGCAUUUGGCAUGUAUAUAGAAAUGAUUUGAUAAUGUGUAUAUAUAUAUGUUAUGUAUUAUAUACAUUAUAUAUAUAAUAUACAUAUAUGUAAUAUAUAGUUAUAAUUAUACAUAUGUAUAUGUAUAUGUAUGCAUACGUGUAUGUAUUUAUAUAUUACUAGUUCAAGAAAUAACAUUGAAGUGUUGCUUGUAGUGUAUUGUGAAGCAGAUUACUGUAAUGCUACAGGAUCAAGUUUGUACAUUUUCCUUCCUUUUAUAUAUUUGUUUAUUUUUUAAAAAAUGAAGAAAACUUUCUUAUUUAAAAAAGAAACUGUUUUCUUCAUGUUGCUGGUUAUUGAGUAGUACAUUGCUUUAUGAACAUGCAUAUAUAAAGAAUGCUCAAGGUUACUCCACAACUGAAAGACAACAGUAACAUUACAUCAUAAAUAGUAUGGAUAUGGUUGUGAAAGAAAAUAAUUGGUGUAUCUUUAGAUACAGGAUGUGAAGCUUGUUAUUUUUAACUUGAUUGUGCAAAAUUACGUAUAAUAAUGUUUAAUCAAAGAUCCAGGCACUGCAUCUUACAAGAUAAACUUCCAUCAACAGAGAAAACUUCACUUUCAGUAAUGUUAUUUUUAAAAUAUAUAUAUUUUCACAAAUCUUUUAUUCUUACAGUAUUCCGAAAUGCUGUUGUUGUGGUAAAGGACAAGAGUUUCAGCAGGAAGGCAUAUGAAUAUUACAAAAUGUAAUGAAAGCGAUAUUAGAUCAAGCUGUAAAGUCAAUCAACUCUUACCACAGUUUCCCUUGCAGUUACAUCCUGAUUGUUUUUGUAGCCUUAGAUGGAAUACAUGAUUCUAAAACGUUUUAUGGUGCUCAUUUAAUCUGGUGAAUAGAUAAGGAAAACUAGUCUGGUGGAAAUUUUAAUUACAUGAUUCCCAUUCCAUCUAUUCUAAAGGCUGCAGUGUUUGGAAUCGUAAAGCGAUUCACUACUCAUAAUAUUCCCAUGCUGGAAAAUCAUAUGUUUUAAGUAUGAUUUUCUGAGAAUGACACCAUAAUGAUCUGGUCAUUGUUUUUAUAAUUUUUAAAAAAUGUCUUAUGUUUUUGUGUGAAAGGUUCACAUACAUACUUUAAUGCUGCAUAUUAGAUAUGCAAUGAGAGGUUGAUGUUGUGCCUAUAUCUGCUAUCUAGGUUAAAUAACACAUGAGAUACUGUAUACAUAUAUUAACCAAGGUAUUCAUAUUCUGUGUGAGAGAACUGGAUUUAUAAUGUUGUUUUUUAAGGCAAGAUCGCAAUUAUGUGCUGUGCUUGCCUCUGUCAAAAUAUUCCCUCUUCUCUUUCUGUUUCUUGCCUCACUUAAUCCUUCUUUCAACUCUUUUCAGUGGUAUUUGUCUGAAUUUUUUUUUUUUUGUAACCCUCAUGCAGUACUGUUGCAUUACAUCAGUUGUUCAUACUUUCAUGUGUUUUCAUGUGAAUGUUUCAGGAAUGUGAGUCUAAUUAUCCAAUUCAUUAGAAAAAUGAAAUGUAUGUCCAUUAUUGUGGUUAUGUGUGUUCAGUGUACAUAGCUUUUCUGUGGAUAAAUUUGCCUCUGCAAUUGUUGUAAUGCAAGCUGAUGGAUGAUAACAGGCUUUACAUGUUACUCUUGAUUAUGACACUUGCAUCUUCCAGGCCAUUUGCAAGUAGUCAAGGCAGUGAUACUUCUAGAGCCAUUAGGGAUUUGAUAGUUUUGAUUUAAGUUACAAUUAAUGAAAUAUAUUUUGAGUAUAAUAAAAUACAGCCAUCAUUCCAAGUAAGGAUAUUUUCAGUAGUUUUCUAUGAAGUGGGAAGCUGCCAAAUGCAUAUUUACAUUACUUUUUAAGUGUGUCCAGUAUAAAAUCAGUGUGGUUGCUGUCAUAAAAAUAAGUAAUUAUUUCUGUAAAGUGUGUGUUUUACUACAAGGACUGAAUACAAUAGAUCAGUGACUAAAGUCACAUAUUCCUUCAAUAUUUGUGUACUAUAUAUUGUAUGUUUCUUCAUAGUUGACUGUACAAAUGGUGUUAAGGUCAUGCAUUAUUUAUAUAUUUGAUCUUGCAUGAUUUAUAAUGGUUGCAGUGAUUCCAAUUCAAGUUUAGUGUGAUGUACUUGUAAAUCCAUACAUUUGAAUUUAGGUACAUCUUUACAUUGUGAUUAAUUGAUAUUUCACAAAAGGUUUUCAUAAGAAUUACAAUUUUCUGUAGUAUAUUUUACAAAUUUAAAUAUCUUUUAGAACAUAUUGGAAACAAAACAGCAUUUAACAUGAAGAAGUUCAUUUCUUUAUCAAAAUACAGUCCACACAUUCUUUAAAAUAAUAUAAGAUGUUUCCACAUGAUUGAACAAUGCCUUCAUCAGACAAAUUUUGUAUGCCUGUAACUUGCCCUCAUGAACAAGUCUAUGAGUGGCCAAACAUGACUUGCAAUAUCCAGCAUUACCAUAGGUGGAUAAGUGCAGUAGAGCCACUGUCUGGUGAUUUUGGUCUACUUAAAGGCACGGCUAUUCUACUGGUUUGCUUUCCAAAGGUGUCUGAUGGGCAUUGCUAAUCUUACCCUCUGGGUUUGCCAACCGUGUGGAUAUGUCCUUAUACCAAACAACAGUAUUCAACUUUAUUAAAUCCAGCUUGGUUUGAAUCCUUUUUUUAAAUGCAAUUAUUUCUAAAAUUUACAUGCAUUUAUCAAGGUGUUACUUGAAACCGUGUCAUAAUAUGAGGGAAAAGGAAAUAAAAGUAACCCAAAUGGCUGUAUUUAUUUAUUUUAUUUUGUAUAUUUUUUUUUUUAAUCAGCAGAAAAUGUCAGUAACCCUCACAUCUUGCACCUAAUUUUCAAAUAUACCGCCCAGGUAGACUAGGUUGACUGAAAGUGAUAUUUAUCCCUUAUCUUCACAAGAUUUUGAGCUUCCAAGAGAAAAGGUUUAGUGUUGUGGCAAAUCCAGAAAUGCUUUUGAUGAACAGACAAGUUUUUUAUUUUUAUUUUUUCUUGUGUGCUAAUGGUUUUCUUUAAAAUCAUAUUCAAGCAGAGAAAGAAUGUACAACUUGUCAGAUAUAUAUGAAUAAAUAUUCUUUUGUA
Penaeus chinensis is the source of this 6160-nucleotide messenger RNA. RefSeq names its product protein O-linked-mannose beta-1,2-N-acetylglucosaminyltransferase 1-like. Gene Ontology annotation, cellular component: Golgi membrane. The transcript has 11 exons. Gene Ontology annotation, biological process: protein O-linked glycosylation via N-acetylgalactosamine. The record is from RefSeq and is a predicted model, not a curated record. NCBI's taxonomy places the organism in Eukaryota, Metazoa, Arthropoda, Malacostraca, Decapoda, Penaeidae. The coding region runs from base 71 to 1636 and encodes 521 amino acids. Gene Ontology annotation, molecular function: beta-1,3-galactosyl-O-glycosyl-glycoprotein beta-1,3-N-acetylglucosaminyltransferase activity.